GCUUAUUGCAAUUAGCACAACGCAUUUUUUUUAUUUAAUCAUAUUGUUCCAAUUAUUUUCGAUUAAAUGAAAGAAUCAAAUGUAUUAUUAGACGGUAAACUGAAAAGUCCGUCCGCCGCGAGCGAAACUACAAACCGCCUCUUAAUAUAAGUUACCGCUGUUACGUAAAGUUUGCGUUCGACGCGAAAUUUCAAAGCGCCUUUCAUGUAGCCGCUGGACCAGAGGAUGGAAUAUUGAUUGACCAAUCAGCGUCGAGAAUGGCUCAUCUCUGCAAACCGCAACUUGGAAUAAGUCGCUCUUCGGUGCUUUUGGGAACCUUAUUCAAGUUCUGUGAAAUUAAAUACGCGUUCCAUGUGAUUUUAAAAGCUCUCAAAAUGGACCGUUAUUCUGUCAAGGAACUGUACAAGACCAUAAAACACAUGUUUAAUUUUGAAUUGAAAGUUGAACAAGAAUUGAUCUUAAAAGAAUUGAUGAAGAACCGGGACGUAACCGCCAUUCUGCCAACCGGAUACGGAAAAUCGCUAUGCUACAUUUUGCCACCAUUACUAAGCGAUGUGAAAAGCCCGGACGUACAACAUGUUGCUGUUGUGGUAUCUCCUUUGAUUAGUUUGAUGAAGGACCAGGAGCAACACCUUACACAAUGGGGUAUAAAGUGCUGUCUUUCGGUCGACCUGGGACCAAAAGUGAAAGAUCAAAUUUUAGAUCUAGCUACAGCAGAUGUGUCCAUCAUCUUUGUGACGCCAGAGGCGCUCCAGACGUCGCCUUGGAGGAAAUUGUUCCUGGAUCGAAGAUUCCAGAAGAGGCUAACAGUUCUAGCUUGUGACGAAGCGCACUGUGUGUCUGACUGGGGUGAAGAUUUUCGGCCAGAAUUUCGAAUGGUGGCUGAGAUCAGAAGUCUUUGCGAUGCCCCCUUGUUGGCUGUCACUGCUACAGCAACACAAGCGGUACAAGAUGGCAUCGUCAAAUACCUUCACAUAAGCGAAAAUGCAUUGUCAAUUGGAGUAGUUCCGGAUAGGCCUAAUAUCAAGCUGGUUGUGAAGGCGAAGGCCACUGAGCACUAUGAGGAUGAACUCCUGUGGGUACUCGACGGAUGCAAGGAAGGGGAGUUGAUCGAGAAGACCUUAAUAUUUUGCAGGUCAUACAAGAGUGUGUAUAAUGUAUGGUCAUUUCUGGUCGAGGGGCUACAGGACCAUUGGUGGGUGGAUGGAGAGAGGAAGGUAGAGAUGUACCAUGCGUCAACAGAUGACGAUUCCAAGAAACGGAUUCUUGGGGAAUUCUCUAAACCCGAUGGGCGUGUUCGAGUUGUUGUAAGCACGAUUGCUUUCGGGAUGGGAAUUGCUAUUCCUAACAUUAGAAUGGUCAUUCACUGGGGAGCCCCGAAAAGCUUUCUCGCCUACUGGCAGGAAAUCGGUAGGGCGGGAAGAGAUGGCAAACCUGCUCUGGCAGUUGCCAUUUUAUACCCGCGGUCGCUCUGCCCGAGAGUAUGUGACAAUAACCUAAAAGAGAUGUUCGUGUCAGAAGAGUGUAUAAGAAGAGGGGUGCUUCUGAACCUACUAACGAAGGACAUGGACGCAAACAAAGUCCCAAAGGCAUCCAAAUGUGAGAACAAGAAAUGCAUUCAAUGCAUAUGUGCAUGCUGUUUAUGCUGCAGCAAUUGUUUCUCCCGAUGUACGUGUGAGGGUAAAGAAACGCAAACACUAUUCAAAACCAAUUGAAAAGGGCAAUACACAGUAUAUACUGCUCAAAUCAGUGCAGCCACAAUCAACAAAGUGGAACAUUCGAUCGAUGUUUGAAAAUACAUUUCACACUUAAUCGGAAAAGGAUGGAACUUAUGUUUUUUUUACGCAAGUGUAUGUAAAUAAUGAAUAUCUUGAUG
Mya arenaria is the source of this 1876-nucleotide messenger RNA. RefSeq lists its product as uncharacterized. Gene Ontology annotation, cellular component: chromosome; cytoplasm; nucleus. Gene Ontology annotation, biological process: double-strand break repair via homologous recombination; telomere maintenance. The transcript has 6 exons. Bases 258 to 1715 code for a protein of 485 amino acids. The record is from RefSeq and is a predicted model, not a curated record. Gene Ontology annotation, molecular function: nucleic acid binding; ATP binding; 3'-5' DNA helicase activity. Lineage: Eukaryota; Metazoa; Mollusca; Bivalvia; Myida; Myidae.